CCCCCCCCCCCCCGGGGACCCCCCCCUCCCCCACACCGGCACCAGCACCGCCCGCCCCGGGAGCGGCACCGGUACCGUCCGCCUCGGUACCGGCCCCGGGAUCGCCGGCCCCGCCCGCCCCGCCCGGUACCGCGCCGCCACCGGGCCCCACCAUGAUGAAGUUUCGGUUCCGGCGGCAAGGUGCCGACCCUCACCGCGACCGGCUCCGGCAUGAUCUGUUCGCCUUCAGCAAGACGGUGGAACACGGCUUCCCCAGUCAGCCCAGCGCCCUGGCCUACGACCCCACCCUGCGCGUGAUGGCCAUCGGCACCAAGGCGGGAGCCGUGAAGCUAUACGGCGCGCCGGGUGUGGAGCUGACGGGCUUGCACAAGGAGACGGCCACCGUCACCCAGCUGCACUUCCUCCCCGGCCAGGGCUGGCUCCUCUCCUUGCUGGAUGACAACACGCUGCACCUCUGGGAGAUCUGCCAGAAGGAGGGCUGCUCCCACCUGGAAGAGACCCGCAGCUUCGGCCUCCCGGGACGCCCAGGCUGCUCCCCUAGCAUCACACGGGUGACGGUGGUCCUGCCGACGUCCGCCAGCACGGUGGCAUGCCUGGGCACCGAGGGCGGCGCGGUGUACUUCCUCACCCUGCCCGCCCUGACGCUGCUGGAGGACAAAACCCUCUUCCCGGAUGAGAUCCUGCAGAGCGUCCCCGAUGAUUACCGCUGCGGGAAGGCGCUGGGACCGGUGGAAUCCAUCCAGGAGCACCCGCGCGAUGACAGCCGGCUCCUCAUCGGGUACAGCCGGGGGCUGGUGGUCCUCUGGGAGCAGAGCACACGCGCCGUCCAGCACCUUUUCCUGGGGAACCAGCAACUGGAGAGCCUGGCUUGGGAGCAGAGCGGGAAGAGCAUCGUCAGCUCCCACAGCGACGGCGGGUACAUGGUGUGGGCGGUGAGCGGCGCCGGCCAGAGGACCCAGCAGCCCGUCCUGUCCACCAUCCCCUACGGCCCGUUCCCCUGCAAAGCCAUCAGCAAAAUCCUCUGGCGGACCUGCGAGUCGGGGAACCCCUUCAUCAUCUUCAACGGGGGGAUGCCGCGGGCCAGCUACGGUGACCGGCACUGCGUCAGCGUGCUGCAGGGCCAGACCCUGGCCACCCUCGACUUCACCUCCCGCGUCAUCGACUUCUUCACCGUCCAAAGCACCGAGGCGACCGAAGGAGGCUUUGAGAACCCCCGUGCCCUCGUGGUGCUGGUGGAGGAAGAGCUGGUGGCCAUCGACCUCCAGACGCCGGGCUGGCCCACCAUCCCCGCCCCGUACCUGGCGCCGCUCCACUCCUCCGCCAUCACUUGCUCCUGCCACGUCUCCAACGUGCCCCUCAAGCUCUGGGAGAGAAUCAUCAGCGCCGGCGAGCAGCAGAGCCCCCGGCUCUCCUCUGCAGCUUGGCCCAUCGAUGGGGGGAAGAACCUGGCCCAGGAGCCCACGCAGAGGGGGCUUCUCCUCACCGGGCACGAGGAUGGCACGGUGCGGUUCUGGGACGCCUCGGGGGUCUCCCUGAAGCCCCUCUACAAGCUGGGCACCGCCAGCAUCUUCCAGAUGGACUGUGAGCACAACGACAGCCUCAACCAGGCGGGCGAGGAGGAGUGGCCGCCUUUCCGUAAGGUGGGCUGCUUUGAUCCCUAUAGCGAUGACCCACGCCUGGGCGUGCAGAAAAUUGCUCUCUGCAAGUACACAGCCAAGAUGGUGGUGGCCGGCACGGCGGGGCAGGUGCUGGUGAUGGAGCUGAGCGACGAGAAGUCGGAGCACGCGGUCAGCGUGGCCGCGGUGGACCUGCUGCAGGACCGCGAGGGCUUCACCUGGAAGGGCCACGACCGGCUGGCCCCCAGGAACGGGCCCCUGCCCUUCGCCCCCGGCUUCCAGCCCAGCGUGCUGGUGCAGUGCGUGCCCCCCGCCGCCGUCACCGCCGUCACCCUCCACUCCGAGUGGAACCUCGUGGCCUUCGGCACCAGCCACGGCUUCGGGCUCUUCGAUUAUUACCGGCGCAACCCCGUCCUCGCCAGGUGUACGCUGCACCCCAACGACUCGCUGGCCAUGGAGGGGCCCCUGUCCCGCGUCAAAUCCCUCAAGAAGUCCCUCCGGCAGUCCUUCCGCCGCAUCCGCAAGAGCCGGGUGUCGGGCAAGAAGAGGCUCAACGCCAGCAGCCCCUCCAGCAAGGUGCAAGAGGCCAACGCGCAGCUGGCCGAGCAGGUGGGACCCCCCGAAGUGGAGAUGACGCCCGUGCAGCGGCGGAUCGAGCCCCGCUCGGCUGACGACUCGCUCUCGGGGGUGGUGCGGUGCCUCUACUUCGCCGACACCUUCCUCCGAGACGCCGCCCACCACGGCCCCACGAUGUGGGCAGGGACCAAUUCUGGCUCGGUGUUCGCCUACGCGCUGGAGGUGCCGUCGCAGGAGAAGUUUUCGGAGCGGGCGGUGGAGGCCGUGCUGGGGAAGGAGAUCCAGCUGAUGCACCGGGCACCGGUGGUGGCCAUCGCGGUGCUGGACGGGCGGGGAAACCCCCUGCCCGAGCCCUACGAGGUCUCACGGGACCUGGCCAAGGCCCCUGACAUGCAGGGCAGCCACUCCAUGCUCAUCUCCUCCGAGGAGCAGUUCAAGGUCUUCACGCUGCCCAAAGUGAGCGCCAAGACCAAGUUCAAGCUGACGGCACACGAGGGUUGCCGAGUGCGGAAGGUGGCCCUGGUGAGCUUGGCCAGCGCCGGCUCCGAGGAGCGGCUGGAGAACUGCCUGGCCUGUCUCACCAACCUGGGGGACAUCCAUAUCUUCACCGUGCCCGGCCUGCGGCCCCAGGUCCACUACGGCUGCAUCCGCAAGGAAGACAUCAGCGGCAUCGCCUCCUGCAUCUUCACCAAGCACGGCCAGGGUUUCUACUUAAUUUCACCGUCCGAGUUCGAGCGCUUCUCGCUGAGCGCCAGGAACGUGACGGAACCCCUGUGCCGGCUGGAGGUCGCCCGGCUCCAGGACACCUCCUGCCUCAGCAACAGCUCGACGGCGACGCCGAAGCUGCCGCAGGCGAACGGCACCCACGUCCCGUGCAGCCCCGAGGGCCAACGCUCCCCCACCGACAGCGACCGGUCUCCCGAGGAGCACCCAGCCGCCUUCUCGCCCGGCCCCAUCGAUUCCCCCAACAGCAGCACGGAGAACCCGCUGGACACCACCGGGGACAUCACCGUGGAGGAAGUGAAGGAUUUCCUGGCGUCCUCGGAGGAAGUGGAGAGGAACCUGCGGAACGCCAGCGAGGACGAAGCCCGGCCCGCGGGGAUCCUCAUCAAGUGAGAGGGGCUGCAUCACCCGCAGGCAUCACCGGCCUCCCUGGCCCAUCUCAGUGCUCGGAUUCCCGGGACGCACGACUCGACUGGACCCCCCCUCUCCGCGCCCCCCCUCCCCGCAUAACGUAGACUCGCCUCUUCUCUAACAUCCGCGCCGGCGCGCCCCGGCUCUGGCACACUCCCCCCACACCUCCCUGUCCCCCAGCGCCCCCCCCCCCGCCCCCCACCAGCCCCGAGCUGGGGGGAACAUGGUGCACAAACUCUUCCCGGGGAAGAUAAUUUUCUUUUUUUUUUUUUUUUUUGUUUUUUAUACACGGUCGAGUGUCACUGUCCCCUGCUCCAGAACCCCCUUCCUUGGGGGGAUGCUGCUGCUUCCCCAGCCUCACGGGGAAGGCUGGGGCUGGUGGGAACCACCCCCCUCCCCACUUCAUUCCCUGGUUUUGGUCCUUUGGGGAGGUGGGGGGCCAGGAGCCCCCCGGCACAGCCCCCCUGUACCCCGGUCUGUGUUUACAUGCCCAGCUCCCUGCAGUUUACAGCCCCGUCCCGCCUGCCGGAGCCUCCCGGUUGCCGCACAGGGACUGGCCUUUCCCUGGGGAGGGGGGGGGGGGAGCGUGGACCCCCCCGGCUCCCACGUGGGCACCGGAGAGCUGGGUCGGGGCACGGGGAGGGUCACAGGUGGCCUUUUUCUCUUAGUGGCUUCUCCAAGGGCUAUUCUCCAGGUUGGGCUCCGUGCCUGCUGCUCCUUUUCUGACACUAAUUCCUGCCACGGGUGGGUUUGGGAUGGGAUCGCCGGCUCCUGGGACUGGUCCGUGCUGGGGUGGGGGGGGGGGGGGGUGUGUGUGUGCACAGAUUGGGCACAGGGCUGCCCCAGCCCCUUCCUGCCCCACCCCGGGGGGGUUCUCACUGUGCCAAAUCCUCCCACCCCUCACCGAGCUCCCCAGCCUGGCCUCGUCCUCGCAGGGGGGGCUGCGAUGACGCUGGCUCUGUCCCCUGGCUCAUGGUGGCUGUCCCUCCGUGGCUUCAGGGCUCAGCCUGGCACCUGCCCCCCCUCUCUUUUUGGGGAUCCGGGGCCGUUUUGGGCCCCCCCAGGGCUCUCUUGCGGUACGUGUGGGGCUGGGGGGGGGGGGCUGGGUGAGGCAGCAUUGCCCUGGGCUCCGUUGCUGCCUGCCGAGGCCGGGGCUGUAGUGUCCCUGGUAGAACCCCCCCCUCCCCACCUCAUCCAUUUUUUUGGUAAGAUGAAUUUAGCAUUGUUUAGUUAUUAAAAAUACUGGUUUUUAAUAUUGAAAAAUAAAGCAUUUAAUAUCAA
This is a messenger RNA of Tyto alba (common barn owl), 4607 nucleotides long. It is a transcript of the gene LLGL1, whose product is annotated as LLGL scribble cell polarity complex component 1. Gene Ontology annotation, biological process: establishment of spindle orientation; regulation of protein secretion; cortical actin cytoskeleton organization. The record is from RefSeq and is a predicted model, not a curated record. The transcript is spliced from 23 exons. Gene Ontology annotation, molecular function: GTPase activator activity; myosin II binding. Gene Ontology annotation, cellular component: plasma membrane; cortical actin cytoskeleton; cytoplasm. Lineage: Eukaryota; Metazoa; Chordata; Aves; Strigiformes; Tytonidae. The coding region runs from base 153 to 3308 and encodes 1051 amino acids.